Messenger RNA from Funneliformis caledonium, 942 nucleotides. Lineage: Eukaryota; Fungi; Glomeromycota; Glomeromycetes; Glomerales; Glomeraceae. The record is from the annotation of a GenBank genome assembly.
AUGCCUUGUGAGAGAGCAAAUGAACGUUCUAGAGGUGGUCGGUUUACAAGUUCUAAAGAUGGGCGGUCUGUAAGCAUUAGAGGUAGCGUUCAUUCUCAAGAUCCGUCUGAUAUUUCAGUUGUUAUUACUCAUCAAUCUGCAAAUCAAAUAACAGAUGCUACUGUUGCAAACACAAACCAAGUAAGAAAUCAGAGUGCAGUUGAUAAUCAAGAUAAAGGUUUCAAAAGUGUAAAUAAUAAUCAAGAUAUACGAGAAUCUUCUUUUAUAAUGAAUGAUAUAGAAGAAUCUUAUUCUAUUAACAAAAAAUCUUGUGUUGAUGAUGUCAAUGAUUUUGUAGAUGAUCAUCCCGAUACCCAUCAAAAUAUUAAUAAUUCUAUAAAAGAUUUAAACCCAAAUAUACCACAAUCUGGCAAACCUUUAAACAAUAAACCAAAAUUUAUUUUAUGUUACAAACCUUCAAUAUUAUUUUUGAGAUCACGUAAUCUUAUGCAAGAUGCUAUCGAUGCAUUAGUAAAAUCAAUCACCCCAGGUUUUAGUAAUACUAGUAGGAUGAUAACCUUUCUCAAAACAAAAUUAAAUGCAUAUAAUGUGGAUUACCGGUCACGUUUGAAUUCAGAAUCCAGAGCCUAUACUGAAGAUUACAUCAAAAAUAACAGUGUCGAUGUUUUUAGAUAUUUCAUUGCUGCAGCAAUAAGAAUACAUAUCAUUAAUGUCUUUAAAUGCAAUAACGAUCCUCACUUUACUAAUGCAUCGGCACUAAAUAAAGUCAAAUUGUUAAAUUAUAUAACAUGUGAACUUCAACUCCCUCAUAAUAAUUCAACAAACCUCGCAAAUGAAAUUGAUGCAAAUUUAUUAAAUGAUUCUUCAAAUAAACAAAGGCAUGGUCGUAAAUGUAGACGUGAAAAUGGACGUGAAUACAAUAGGAAUUUUAGAAGAAAAUAA